ACAAGUAAUCUAUACAUCCGUGCUAUUUUUAUGAAGACAGUUUUCUCGCGGACUUUCGCCGAGUGUCAGAAUAACGAAUUAAAGAAGAUCCAUACUGCAAUGCCUAAGUCCAAGGAGUUCAUCUCAUCCGAGUCUGACACAGAUUCUGAUUCAGAGCCAAAACCCAAAAAGAAGAAGACAGAGAAAAAAGAAGAAAAAAAGCCAGAGAAAACUGAGUCACCCAAGAAAUCAUCUGGUGGGGCUGAAAAGGGCCCAGGUGGAGAGAUGAUGUUUCAGCUUGCUAGAAUGCGUUAUGCAACAGUCAGUGAAUUUAGAGGUAAAGUCAUGGUUGGGAUUCGAGAAUAUUAUGAAAAGGAUGGUGAAAUGCGGCCUGGCAAAAAAGGAAUUUCAUUACCUAUGGAUCAAUGGAAAAGACUGAAAGAUCAAAUAGAUGACAUUGACCAAGCAGUGAAAGAUAUGUCCUAGAAAUAACCCGUGUUGUCUUCAAUCAUUGCAUCAUACACAUUCAUCAUGUGGGCUUGUUAUCAUUUUCCCGCAUUGUGCAAUACUUGUAAAUGAAUUUUUACUUUGGAAAGGAAGUGGUAUUGCUGUGUUGUUACGUGCAUUUAGUGUGUGUUAACUUUUGGUAACCUGUUACAGCCACCUCUUCAGAAUAGUACAUACAACUUUGGUGGAUGGUGAGCAAUGAAGGAGACACUUCAGAAGAUUUUUUAAUCAGGUUUAAUGCAUUCAAACAUUGCACCUCAGCUAAGAGUAUCAAGAGAGGGGGCAUAUUUCAUUGGGAUUCUAAAUAUGGACAUGCAUGUCUAGUCCUAUUACACUAGUUGUAACCACAUAAGUGCACAUUUCUACUUCUUCAAAGUAGAGAUGUAACAAAAUUCAAAUGUGUUAAAUGGUAUACAGUAAAUAUUGAAGGUAAA
Molecule: messenger RNA, 920 nt
Organism: Mercenaria mercenaria
Lineage: Eukaryota; Metazoa; Mollusca; Bivalvia; Venerida; Veneridae
Product: activated RNA polymerase II transcriptional coactivator p15-like
Exons: 5
Coding region: 31-465 (144 amino acids)
Biological process (GO): positive regulation of transcription initiation by RNA polymerase II
Cellular component (GO): nucleus; transcription regulator complex
Molecular function (GO): DNA binding; transcription coactivator activity
Source: RefSeq, a predicted model, not a curated record